AUGCCGCCCGGGCUGCGCCGCUUCCCUCGAGUCGCUGCUUUCUCCUCACUUUCUUCCUCCAACUCCGUUCCCAUCCUGUGGAGGCCCGCCGUCGGUGGGAAUGAAGGUCGCGUCGCCGCUGGGGAUGAUCUGAUCACUGUACAGGUCCUCUCGUGGGGACGGGGCAGCUCGGGGCAGUUGGGCGGCGGCAAGGAGGAGAUCCGCUUCUACCCGAACCCUGUUUCUUCCCUUCUCCUUCCCAAGAACUUCCGCCUCGGCCCAGUUUCCGGCCGCCUCUCUGGCGCUGGGCCCCCGCCGCUGGAGAGGAGUAAGGGCGAUGAUGGGUCUCUCGAAGUGGGGAUAUCCUGUGGCCUUUUCCACUCGGGGUUGCUGGUGGAGGGGAAGUUGUGGAUGUGGGGCAAAGGGGACGGGGGUCGGCUCGGCCUCGGGAACGAGGUCUCCGUCUUCCAGCCCACGCUGAACCCCAAUCUGGGUGAUAUACGUAGCGUCGCCCUCGGGGGGCUCCACUCGACGGCGCUUUUGCGGUGUGGUGAUAUCUUUACGUGGUCAGUUGGGCUCUGCUUCCUUGUCGAUGUGUCAGUUGCAUUUUGGCAUCAGUUCAUUCAGUCAAACAUUUCUCAAAUAAUAGCUUCUUGUUCUCACUCGGAGCAUAAGAUUAUGUAGAAUAUAAACAUCAGGGGUCUCGGUGUUGCCGUUUAGCACAGAAAAAUGUGGAAUAAGAAAAUUGAUAAUUUUGUCUGAAAUGUUCGUUCUUUUAGUCGUUGAGGAUGCCUUCUUAGGUUAUUGGUUACUAGUUCUGUUUACAUUUAAAUUUCUCCUGUGCCUUCAACAUCCGGUACCUUGGCUGAAGCCUGCAGGGGCUAUGGCGGAUUUGGGGCUCUGGGGCACUCUGUUUACAGCAGGGAACUGUUGCCAAGGCGUGUCAUUGGUCCAUGGCACGAAAGUAUUUCCCAGCUUGCUACAAGUGGAGCGCACACUGCAGCAGUUUCUGAUUCAGGUUGGCUUUUUGAAGGGGAAUAAGAUAGGACGAAAAAUAAGAAAAAUAGACUUUCAUAUGAUCGGCUGUGAUUUUGAAAAAAAAAGAUUGUCAUCUGUAUGGGUUGUUUCUCACUUUUGGUUUCGGGUUAUCAUGAUGUGAUUUUGACGUUUGUUCUUUUGCGUUUCCAGAUUUACUUUAUGAAUAGAGGUGCCUUCCGAAUCUGUGCGGAUACUUUCAAAGAUAUUCCAUGAUAAUGCUGGUUUGCUUUUCAUCUAAAUGAACAAUAUCAGAAUAAAUGCUUAAAUAUCUGAUAGCAGAAGCUGAAUGCACCCAAUUUUUUAUUAUUUCAUAAUUUUUUUUCCUUGGGGAAAUGGGUUGACUGUAGGAAUCUAGUUCUAUAUUUGCCCAAUUCUUUGUCUUGUCCGUCUAACUGACACUUGGGUUGGCUGUGAAUUGAUAUGCUUUGCUCUUACAUUUUUUUCAUGAGUUAUGUAUUGGCCUAGAUGUCUGCAUUUGAUACAGCUUGUUUUUCAUAUGAUUUAUGAAAAGUUAGUCGCCAACUACAGAAGCAUGAGACAGUCUAAACAAUGAAAUAUUGUGAAUCUUAAUGUGAAAGCCAUGCCUUUAUUAAGCUACCACUUUUAAUGGCCGAGAAUUCAAGUAGUCCUUUGCUUGCUGGACAUAUCGCUAUUAGGGGAAUUCUAUUGCUUUGUAGAAUGUUUUCAUUUUUUUCCUUUUAUUCAGGAAUUUCAAUGGGAAUCAGAUAAACUCCCUUGAGGACUAUGCCUGAUUCAACCAAAACAGCUGAUUCAUUUCAAACCUACUAUGGAACUUAAGGCUUGUAAUAACCUUUCAUGUCUGACACCCUUUUGAGACCUAUGAGAUUGAUCCGUCUUAAAUCUGUGGGAACACUCACUGCACUUUUGUGGGUGAAGUCAGCCUUGUAUAUCCUUUUAGUGUCAUGGAGUUAAUCUCCCCCACUGCUACAUCUCUUCUGGUUAAAAUGUUUGUAUCAAUAGCUGUUACCGUGCCUUCUGAGUGACGAACUUUCUGAUGCAUGCUCUCUUCCACCUGCAUUAAAUGAAAAAGAACAAACAGGCUUUGCUAUGCUCAUAAUUCUAUCUCAUGAUUUAUCUAGACUAUCUGUAUCCGUUUCAGGACCUCUCCACUUUCCUCUCUUUCAGUUGCUAUUGCAUUUCUGAACUUUUUUGCUGGAUUGGAUUCCUUGAUGUUGUGUUUACUAUGCUUAUUUAAAACUCGGUUAUGUCUUCAUUCAUCAAUGCUUUUCAUCACUUGACUCCACUGGUUCGACAAUCUGCCAAUGAACCUUUUCAGGGGAACUUUUUACUUGGGGUCGAGAUGAAGGUGAAGGCAGACUGGGCCUUGGUCCUGGAGGUGGCCCUGGUGAGGCUGGUUCAUUUAGCACCCCCUCAAAAGUGGGUGCUCUACCUGUGCCUGUUGCAGCAGUAUCUUGUGGUGGUUUUUUCACAAUGGCACUAUCCUCCGAGGGGAAGCUUUGGAGUUGGGGAGGUGUGACGUCUUCUUUAUCCAAUGUUUAGCUGAUCCUUUUUUUUUAUGUUGGAAAAGAUGGCCCAGUUGCUAGUAUGAAUCGAAUGAAAAAUAACAUGUACAAUUGAUAUGAUGUAGCAAUUGAUGAAUGCUGGAUGCUUUAAUAGAUAUCAAUCUGCCUUUGUCUUUAUUAUCUUAUGUACGUUGGACUUUAGGAAAUAUCCAAUUUUGAGCAUAAUUUGAGGAACCAGAGACUGCAAUCUGAAGUAACAAUUGUUUGACUAAACUAUAAUUGCCCUUUUUCCUUCUUGUACUACUUUUAAUAACAGUGAAAAUAACAGACCACAUGAGAAGCCAGGAUUGGAAAUUACUAAUCCAGAUAAUGGAUGCAGGCCUAUGUAGAAUCUCUGUACAACAAUACAGAAAUCAGUUGCAUUGUUCGUGCCCUAUUGACAUCAUAGAUGACAACCAAUUACUAGUGAACAUAAUGGCGUUUGAGAUGACUCAUGUAAUGUUUUAUGUGGUCACCAGUUUAAAGCCAAAAAAUGGCUUGUACACGACUUACAGCAACAGAUUAUUUUGUGUUUGCAAGGAGUUCACAGUAGAGGUUACGUCGAAAUCCCCAACAUCAAUGAUACAAUGAGGCCCUAAGGUGGCUCUAAGCAAUUACAGGCCUUAAAGUGGCAGAGUCAAUCAUUAAUAACCUGCUUACUGAAAUAACCAUGGAGUCAGACGUUUUGACAUUCUUCCCUUUUCUUUGAUUAGCUUGGACAACCAUAAUAGUCACAAAAUAUAGUAGUGCCUAAAAUAAAUCUUUCCUUUCAUUUUGCAUUGCUCUAGUAUUCAUCUGCUUUUGUAUUUUAUGAAAAUCAAUUCAAGUUUUUUUUCUUUAACGCAGAAUACUCGGUUUAUUGCUUAUGUAUAAAGUUUUUGCAGUUUUUUUCACUCUUUUACUGUAGUGAAAUAUCAGAUUGUAUAACAGCCAUCUCUUUUUCCCUUUAUUAAUGCAGCAAAUUCGAAUUAUGAGCUUGGUAGGGGUAAUAAUGUUAGUGAUUGGAGGCCUAAACAAAUCUCUAGUCUUCAAGAUGUUAAUAUAAUCCAGGUAGCAUGCGGUGGUUAUCAUUCCUUAGCAUUGACAGGUAAAAUGCUUGCAUUCGGGUAUUUCUCCAUUCAGUGGUAAUAUACAACAUUUUUUUUUCUUUGUAAUAUUUUUUUUUGAAAUCCAUUACUACCUGCUGAAUUCAUGCCUAAAUUUUGUAAAUAUGUCCAGAUAGAGGUGAGGUUCUUUCAUGGGGCCAUGGCGGACAUGGUCAAUUGGGUCAUCAGUCAACUCAAAAUCAGAAAGUUCCUCACUUGAUUGAAUCAUUGGCCAAAGAGAAAGUUGUCUAUGUUGCAUGUGGUGGUUCUUCCUCUGCUGCCAUCACGGGUAAGUAUGACAUUCCGUAUGAAAUCAGCUGUGAUUGCACCUGGACUUGUAUAAACCUUUUGCAUAUUUUGUUCUCUUUAGAUGAAUUCAUCCUUUUAGUGUCUGAGAAAUGGAAACUAUUGAUACAUUGGGAAAAAAACCUUUUUAUGGUACAGUUUUUUUUAUUGUGAUGAUAAUUUAGUUCGGAAAUCUAUGUAGGAUUGAUGCACAAAGAUACUUUUUGUGCCAAGAAUAUUGGCUGAUAAAGGCCUGAAUUCAUAAUUUCUUUAUUAGCUCAUUUAUUUGUUUUACUCUGGUCUAGCAGUAGUUUUCUCAUUUAAACUUUUAUAAAAGCUUCUUUUGGUCAACUUCCUUCCCUAAACUAAAGUCCAGUUUUAGUCCAUAGUCGCGGUAUUAAGAAAUAUGGUUGUUAUUGACAGUGGAUUGUUCUGAAAAUUCAUUAAAUACAGUACGAAAGAGGAGGAUCCAAUAACAUGAUACAUGAUCUCUUAAAGAAAUCCUCUAUAGGAUAUCGCUGUCGUCUGCACCAGGUGUAGACAAUUCUAUGACCCAACCACCUAAAGAUUAAGGAAUAAUUUCCUUCAUCAUUGCAAAAAUGUGAAGUCCAGUGUCUGAAAAUGGGGAUACUGAUCUAACUCUUUCUGAACCAAUUACCUGUAGCUUCCAAAGCUCAGUUGGUUUUCUAUGUUAAUCAGUUUUGUUAAAUAUAUGUAAUCUAUUGUAUAUAUGCUCUUACCAAACAACUUAUGUUGCGCAUGAGAAAAAAAUUCUACUAUCAUUUUGUAUUUGUUGCUUGUUGUUUAUAGAGAUCUUGAAGAUGGAGCCAGCUAUGCUGGCUAAUGAAGGGCUGCGUGAAUACCAACGAUGAAUCCACACAACUCAGACCAUUCCUUUCCUCGAUCAAAGCAUAUACAUAUAUAUAUAUAUAUAUAUAUAUAUAUGUCUAGGCUAAGUGGAGUCUCAGACAGAGAUAUUAAUGAUUUGCAAACGAAGAAAUGAGAUGGUAGUAGGUAUGAGGGGACGAUCUGCUCCAUUAUUCAACAAAAAAAUAAGGUUGAUCGUGACGUCUUAUCUUACCAAUAGAACAGAUUCUAGUUGAUGUUUCCUUUUGGACAUAAAUUCAGAUAGAUUCAAGGCAUUGCCUAUGAUUGUCACCCAAUGAUAACAUAUUUUAAAUCCGAUAGGUAUUUUUUAUUUAUUUUAAAAUUUACUAACCUGUUGUCAUAAUAUUGAAAUAAUGGUGGAGACUGAUUAUAUUAUGCCUUUUCCUUUCCCAAAAUGAAGCAUGUGAAAUAUAAAUCAUUAAUCUAUGCAAAUUAGUCCUUUUAUUUUUGUCUGUCUUUUAAGUACUUACACAUUUGAAGGAAUGGGCAUUCCAGACACGGGGAAGCUGUACAUGUGGGGAAAUGCCAGAGACUGCCAGCUCGGCAUUCCAGGACUGCCUGACGUGCAACCUUUGCCCCUUGAAGUGAAGUUCCUCUGGGAAGACGAGGAUCUUGGCCCUCACCGCGUGCUUCAAGUUGCUGUUGGCGCAUCCCAUGCUAUGUGCUUGGUGUUGCGACAACAGCAAGCUAGAGAAUCAGGUGCCUCCUGA
Spirodela intermedia is the source of this 5508-nucleotide messenger RNA. The record is from the annotation of a GenBank genome assembly. NCBI's taxonomy places the organism in Eukaryota, Viridiplantae, Streptophyta, Magnoliopsida, Alismatales, Araceae.